Symbiodinium natans is the source of this 1233-nucleotide messenger RNA. NCBI's taxonomy places the organism in Eukaryota, Dinophyceae, Suessiales, Symbiodiniaceae. The record is from the annotation of a GenBank genome assembly.
AUGUUUGCGGAAGAGGCCUCCGGCUUGCUCGUGCGUAGGGAAAGGCCGGAGCUCAGGUACCUGGGAUCCACCGGCAGCGUGGAUGGCGUCAACCUCUGCGUGGCCUCGCCACUCGGCCAGUCUGAGGCCACCUACUGGUCGAAGGAGCGUGGGGAGCCCCUCGAAGAGUCCGUGCGCCAACGGCUUGGUUGGGGCGACUCGCUGCCGGUUUUCCUUCGGCACCAGUCCUUCUUCGUGCGCUGUGGCUCCAGUCUUCUUUACAGGCCGGGCGGAUACGACUUCACAUCUCUACCCAUCGAUGUCAACGCUUCCGAGGUGGAGGGCGGGCUGCUUUUCACCGAGAUCUUCCAGGACGACUACUUCGAGCUCAACACCAUGAACCCGGUCCUACAGGAGCUCUACACGAACCUCCUGAAGUAUUGGAUUGCCGAAGUGGACAUCGACGGCUACCGGAUCACGGCGGCCUCACACAUCACAGCGGACUUCUCGGCGUACCUGUCCACACACUUGCGCUUCUACGCUGCCGCCUUGGGGAAAGAGAACUUCUUCGUGGUGGGCGAAGUCAACCAGGCCACGACUCCCUAUGGAGGCAGCCACAUCGGACGCGUGCAGCCGGGAACUGGACCCGCCACUCUGCCCCAGAAGGUGCAGGGCACCCUCGAGGAGCUCUGCCAGUACUACAGCGCCUUGCCCGAGCAGGUUCCUGGCUUUCUCUCUACUUACCCGCUCCAGGAGGUCUACCAGCUGCGUGACACGUGCCUGGGUACCGGCUGGAACGCCAUGGACCUCUACCAGCAGCCAGGAGCUGCCAAAGCAGUCAGAAAGGCCCGAGACACCCUCAAGGCACAGGGGGAUAUGCGGCUUUCCAUGGCGGCGGUCGAGCCUGCCUAUUGCAACUUGUGCCUGUUCCAGUACCGCAAGAUGCGAGAUUGCAACUUGUGCCUGGGGACCUCCUCUGGGCACGGCCACAGAAUUCCUAAAGGGCAGACACAAAGUGUGUGUGGGUUGACGAAGAUAAGUUCCUACUUUUUCCGCAACUCCAAGCAUCUCCGACCCAGCUACGUGGCCAAAAUUGCCCACGGGACCUCUGAAGCUGACGCCAAGCGGCAGGUCAAGGGGGCUGUCAGCAAAACAAGCAAGCUCAAGAAGCAGGAGGCGAAGAUGCUGAAAGCCAAGGAAAAACACGAAGAAGAAGAAGAAGAAGAAGAAGAAGAGGAGCAACAGCUGCAUUAG